Messenger RNA from Lactuca virosa, 2701 nucleotides. NCBI's taxonomy places the organism in Eukaryota, Viridiplantae, Streptophyta, Magnoliopsida, Asterales, Asteraceae. The record is from the annotation of a GenBank genome assembly.
CAUAUGUAGUAGCUGUAGCAGUAACUCUGGAGGAGUUAGGAGUAGCUGUGUCACACGUAGUCGGCCCUUAUUUCUCUUCUUCUAAAUCGGUAAUCCAAUACAUAUAAUCUAUUUGGGAUAUUGAUUUUGACAUGCGAUUGUACUCGGUAUCUUGCGUUUCUGUUAGAAAUUGAAGUAAACAAUGUGGAAACUGAAGAUCGCAGAGGGAGGGAGUCCAUGGCUGCGUUCGACAAACGAUCACGUCGGCCGACAAUUUUGGGAGUUUGAUCCCACGCUAGGGUCCCUUGAGGAACUCGCCGAUAUCGAGAAAGUUCGACAGACCUUUCAUGAAAAUCGGUUUGAGAAAAAACACAGUUCAGAUCUGCUUAUGCGCAGUCAGUUUGCAAAAGAGAAGUCACUCUCUGUAUUCCCACCUAGAGUGAACAUAAAAGAUGCUGAAGAUAUCACAGAGGAGAAAGUAAGAAACGUCUUACGAAGAGCUAUUGGUUUCCAUUCAACCCUCCAGGCAGAUGAUGGGCAUUGGCCAGGAGACUAUGGAGGCCCUAUGUUUUUAUUGCCUGGUUUGGUUAUUACUCUAACUAUUACUGGGGCACUGAAUGCAGUCUUAUCUAAAGAGCAUAAACGGGAGAUGUGCCGUUACCUUUACAAUCAUCAGAAUAGAGAUGGUGGAUGGGGUCUACACAUCGAGGGUCAUAGCACCAUGUUUGGUAGUGCCUUAAACUAUGUCACUUUGAGAUUGCUGGGUGAAGGAGCUAAUGAUGGAGAAGGGGGGGCGAUGGAGAAGGGGCGAAAGUGGAUUUUGGAUCAUGGUGGUGCCACUUCAAUAACAUCUUGGGGAAAGUUUUGGCUUUCAGUACUUGGGGUAUUUGAGUGGUCUGGAAAUAAUCCGUUGCCCCUGAGAUGUGGGUCCUUCCAUAUUUCCUUCCUGUGCAUCCAGGUAGGAUGUGGUGUCACUGCCGGAUGGUGUAUCUGCCUAUGUCAUACUUAUAUGGGAAGAGAUUGGAAUGAUGCACGCAACCUCUGUGCCAAGGAAGAUCUUUACUACCCACACCCACUCAUCCAAGACAUACUUUGGGCAACUCUUGACAAGUUUGUGGAGCCUAUACUGAUGAGAUGGCCUGGGAAGAAGCUGAGAGAGAAGGCUCUUCGCACUGCGAUGGAACACAUCCAUUAUGAGGAUGAUAAUACUCGCUAUAUAUGCAUAGGGCCUGUAAACAAGGUGUUAAAUAUGCUCUGCUGCUGGGCAGAAGAUCCAAACUCAGAGGCUUUCAAGCUACACCUCCCAAGGAUACAUGAUUAUCUUUGGCUUGCUGAAGAUGGCAUGAAAAUGCAGGGUUACAAUGGUAGUCAACUUUGGGAUACCGCAUUCACCGUUCAAGCAAUUAUUUCUACAAACCUCAUCGAAGAGUUUGGUCCAACACUGAAAAAAGGACACAUGUUCAUAAAGAAGUCACAGGUGUUGGAUAACUGCCCUGGCGAUCUUGAUUAUUGGUAUCGUCAUAUUUCAAAAGGUGCUUGGCCUUUCUCAACGGCAGAUCACGGAUGGCCCAUUUCAGAUUGUACUGCAGAAGGGCUCAAGGCGGCACUCUUGCUUUCAAAAUUGCCAUCAAAAAUUGUUGACGAGCCAUUGGAUGCAAAACGGCUGUAUGAUGCUGUCAAUGUUAUUUUAUCUUUACAGAAUUCUGAUGGUAGUUUUGCAACAUAUGAACUUACAAGAUCCUACAGCUGGUUGGAGUUGGUGAAUCCUGCUGAAACUUUUGGUGACAUUGUUAUUGACUACCCAUAUGUAGAGUGCACCUCGGCUGCGAUUCAAGCUCUGGUGGCAUUCAAGAGAUUGUACCCUGGGCAUAGGCGAGAAGAGGUACAGCGUUGUAUUGAUAAAUCUGCAGCCUUUAUCGAAAAAAUCCAAGCACCAGAUGGUUCAUGGUAUGGUUCGUGGGCAGUUUGCUUCACGUAUGGCACAUGGUUUGGAGUGAAAGGCUUAGUGGCUGCUGGAAGGAACUUCUCUAACUGCUUUAGCAUUCGCAAGGCUUGUAACUUUUUGUUGUCCAAACAACUUGCUUCUGGGGGAUGGGGGGAGAGCUACCUCUCUUGUCAGAACAAGGUGUACACCAAUCUUGAGGGAAAUCGCUCUCACGUGGUAAACACGGGAUGGGCUAUGCUAGCUCUCAUUGAUGCUGAGCAGGCCAAGAGAGAUCCAACGCCAUUGCACCGUGCAGCAAGAGUAUUGAUUAAUUCUCAGAUGGAAAAUGGAGAUUUUCCACAACAGGAGAUCAUGGGGGUUUUUAACAGGAAUUGCAUGAUUACUUAUGCUGCCUACAGAAACAUCUUCCCUAUUUGGGCAUUAGGAGAAUACAGAUGUCGAGUACUUGAGGAGAAAUCCAUGCUAAGCUAAAUUUAAAUCUAUAUGUGUUGGAAUUUAAUCUUCUAUUCAUUCAAAUCGAGAAGAAAGGUUUGAAAUGGUCUCUUUUAUUAUAACUAUUCAAUGCUGAUGUGUUUGAGCAACUGAAGGGAUGAGGUGGUUCUGUCAAAAAAAAAAAAAAAAAAAAGGAUUUCUUGUUUUCAUUGAUUUUUUGUAUGGUUUUAGAUAUUUUACAUUGUUGGGGACCACCUUCCUAGUAUGAGUAUGACGUUAAUUAUAUUUAUAUUGUGUGCCCGGUUGGUUGAAUACUCUUCUGCUUCCAUAACUGCAAAUUUGUAC